AUCAACGUCAGUAUAAAACAGCAACUCCUCCAAACCCGCAGAAGCCCUAGACUCUGCUCGAGCUCUCCGCAGCCGCCGCGCCGCUCCUCCUCCUCGGGCUCUCGCUUCCCACAAUCCAGGAUGAAGUUCGUUGCUGCCUAUCUGCUUGCUGUCCUUGCUGGCAACAACAGCCCCUCUGCGGAGGACCUGACGACUAUUCUGGAGUCAGUUGGUGCUGAGGUUGACAAUGAAAAGAUGGAGCUCCUGCUGUCCCAGCUGAGUGGUAAGGACAUCACUGAGCUCAUUGCUGCCGGUAGGGAGAAGUUUGCUUCAGUCCCAUGCGGCGGUGGUGGUGUUGCUGUUGCGGCUGCUGCUCCUGCUGGUGGUGGUGCUGCUCCUGCGGCUGAGGCUAAGAAGGAAGAGAAGGUGGAGGAGAAGGAAGAGAGUGAUGAUGACAUGGGCUUCAGCCUGUUCGACUAAGCUGGGAUCCUUCUAUCAUCAGUGCCAAGUCUUUGGGCAGAGGAAAACAGAGUCAGGAUGUUUGGAUUUUAACCUUGUUUAGGAGUUGGGAAUCACUGGAAGACUGCUACUCUAUGUAGUAUGUCAGCGUAGAUUAUGAUGUUCGGUUUACCGGUGAACCAAAUGUUUUGCUACCCUAUCUUGCUGUUUCAUUAAGAAUUGAUUGUCUCAGCAAAGUUUCUUGGAUGUUCCCAAUUUCUGCGUGUCUUGUUCAUUCUUAUCUUAAAUUUUAUCGGUA
Setaria italica (foxtail millet) is the source of this 736-nucleotide messenger RNA. RefSeq names its product 60S acidic ribosomal protein P2A. The transcript has 4 exons. The record is from RefSeq and is a predicted model, not a curated record. Gene Ontology annotation, molecular function: structural constituent of ribosome. NCBI's taxonomy places the organism in Eukaryota, Viridiplantae, Streptophyta, Magnoliopsida, Poales, Poaceae. The coding region runs from base 121 to 459 and encodes 112 amino acids. Gene Ontology annotation, cellular component: cytosolic large ribosomal subunit; ribosome. Gene Ontology annotation, biological process: cytoplasmic translational elongation.